Staurois parvus is the source of this 311-nucleotide messenger RNA. NCBI's taxonomy places the organism in Eukaryota, Metazoa, Chordata, Amphibia, Anura, Ranidae. The record is from the annotation of a GenBank genome assembly.
CUGCUUGAAGAUCGUUGGGUCCUUUGUCACCUCCAUGAUUGUGUUUCCGGCUUUUCUGUACGCGGCGUACGCUUGGCUGCCUUUUGAUGCCCCACUAAUGCCGGACAUACCCACCAGGCUUGUCUACACCUUGCGGUGUGCGUCCUUCGCUUCCUUCCCCAUUGUUCUCGUGCAGAGUAUUUCAGGAGAGGAGUUAUAGAGGAAGGAGAGGAGUCCUCCAGCAGUGCAGAGUAUUUCAGGAGAGGAGAGUUAUAGAGGAAGGAGCGGAGUCCUCCAGCAGUGCAGAGUAUUUCAGGAGAGGAGAGUUAUAG